This is a messenger RNA of Chelmon rostratus (copperband butterflyfish), 1747 nucleotides long. RefSeq names its product histidine N-acetyltransferase-like. Gene Ontology annotation, molecular function: acyltransferase activity, transferring groups other than amino-acyl groups. The record is from RefSeq and is a predicted model, not a curated record. The transcript has 4 exons. Lineage: Eukaryota; Metazoa; Chordata; Actinopteri; Chaetodontiformes; Chaetodontidae. Bases 179 to 1147 code for a protein of 322 amino acids.
CUGGCUCUGCAGUACAGUUGUCUCACUGUCUCACUGUCUCGCUGUCUCACUGUCUCGCUGUCCUAACUGGCUUCUUCUCUCACAGCUUUUUGAAGCAUCGAGUGGACAUAAAAACUGUUUUUGAGAAACUGAAAUCUUGAUCCCUGGCUGGUUGUUGUAGGUGAAAACAGGUUUUGGGAUGUCUGCAGUACAGGAAGUUUGUGAUGUGGUCUACAGCUUUGCGGAGGAGCAGGACUUCCAGCAGGUCCUGAACAUCUGCAGUGAUGAAGACCUCUACGGGGUGGACUACAUGGCCGUAACCUUCCACCGCUGGCUGCAGGAGCCCGGGCGUCUUGUUUUCAUCGCUAGGAUGAACAACAGAGUGGUGGCCCUGGAGUCUACGCUGCUGGUGGACGGUGGUCAGACGGUCGUACUUCAGGGUUUCAGGGUGGCCCCUGAUUUGAGAGGCCACGGCGUCGGUGGCGCCCUCCAGAGACACGUGACUGACUACAUCCGCUGCCACUACCCACAAGUUUCUGCUGUCAGGCUCAGCCGAGGAGUCAAGCCUCCAGCACAAUCACCGACCAACUACCGACUCAUAGCUAAGGAGGCCAUGUUGUCUCUGCGCUGCGAGGCAGCCGACCUCGGCCCCUUUGUGGCUGAGCUUCGCUCCAGACUCGCCUGCCAGUCUGACUGCCCCCCUCCCAGCCCGGUCAUCCUGACCCAGCAGCAGGCGGAGACUCUGAUCUUGAGCGACCACGUGAUCACCAACCUUCUUCCGAAUAAAACCAUCAUCAACGACUGGGAGCCUCUCAAACCCAUGGAGGCCAACCUGGAGGUGCUGCGCCGCAGGGGGCUGACGUGGAUUGCGGACCGUGAGUUUAAGCCCACCGCCAUCAGCCUGUGCAUCACGCCGUACGCUGUCCCGUACCGCCACGACGCCCUGCACUUCAAUAUCAACAUUUUUGGCUGCAGUUUGGCGUCGGUGUGCGCUGUGUUUCUGGCUCAGCUUGAAGCUUUGCUGCCGAGUCUCCAAGGUUACCUGGUCUUCUACACCUCCGUGAACCCGGCGGUUUGGCCGGGGUUGCACCGGCUCUGCCAGAACAGCAGCUACGUGUCAUUUCACCUGGACUAUUAUGAGGAGCUCAUACUGGAGAGAGACCUCUGAAUGCCCCCAGCAUUACCAGUGGUGGAGGGGGGAGCCAACUAAGAUCAUUUAUUAAAAAUAUUCUGUUAAAAUAGGUAAUUAAUUAAGAAAUCAUUCAGAAAUUGGUCAUACGAAGUAUAAAUACCUGAUGUGUGUUUUCAGUGUAGUAGGUUUCUGGUGUUCCUGAGUCCUUUGCGGGGAUCCUUGGUUGGGCUCCAGUUGCCUCCAGUUAAGGGUUUUGUGGAAUUCCUGAGGUUCCUGCGUCUGUUGAGGUUUAUCUGUGGUCUCAAUGAGGCUUUUAAGGGGCACCUGAGGGGUUUUAAAGGUGGUGUAGGGGCUCAGUAGAGGAUACCAGGGGACUUAAAGGGGUCUGUAUCAGUUGUUCUAGACCGAUUAUGAGGGGUCUUUUUUUUAAUUCCAGUAGUCCUUUUGAGGUUUUAAGGUUUCCUGAUGGGAGUCCAGAGGAACUUUGGUUCCAGGGUCUUAAUGUUAUUUCAGUUCAAGAUUCAAGAUUCAAGAGUCUUUAUUGUCAUUGAGCAUGAAAUGUCAAUGUCAAUGGUUCACAGUUCUCACAGUCUCUCACUCCAGUGGGGGGCUGCUGGGGGUGAUAGCUCUGACAGC